This is a messenger RNA of Moneuplotes crassus, 1375 nucleotides long. NCBI's taxonomy places the organism in Eukaryota, Ciliophora, Spirotrichea, Euplotida, Euplotidae. The record is from the annotation of a GenBank genome assembly.
CUUUUUAUAGAUUUCAUUAGUUAGAUUUUAUCUCAAUAUGAAAACUAUCAAAAGAUGUGUUAAGUACGAUGACAAGUUUGAGGACUACUCUGAUAUCUCUUCUGACAAACAAGGCACGUAUUACCAGUUUCUUGUUGAGAGAAAAGUACCAAAUGGAACCCUUCGACAUAUAGCCUCGUUGAUAAAUGUCACAUAUGAAUUUAUUCCUGAUAAUUGUUCGAGCAAAAGACAGAAGGUGAAAGAACAGGAGGAUCCAUGUAGCUCAUCCUUCCAGGAUAAGAAAGAAAAUCUCAGAUACUUUGCUAACAUGAAUGAUAACUUAAUAAGUGAAGAGCUUAAUGCUCUCCAGAAUAUGGAGCUUAAAAUGCUUGAAGAUAAGCCUAAAAGAAGGGUUGCCAAGAAUUCUGAAAAGAUUACUAAAAGCAAGGCCUUCUUUCAAAGUCUCCCUUUCAGAGGUUCGGAUUGAAGAACCAAGGAGGAAACGGACGUAAUAACAAUCUGUAAGAAGUCUAGCAAGACUUACAAACAUAGUAAGAGUACUACAAUUGAGUUAGAUCACCAGCUUCCAUUUUUAAGGAAUCAGAAGCUGAUUCCAUGAAAUUUGAAAAUGGGAAAUCAUAAGAAAGAAAAGUGAUCAAACCCUAGGUGUCAUGAAAAAGCAAAAUAUUUUAUUACUUAUGUGAAUAAAGCAGAGAGACAAGAUAUCGCUUCAAAGACUGGUUUAAAAGAGCUCCCUAUGAAGAAGAGCAAGAGUAUGGCCUGUAAAGUAAAGGAAGACUCACUAAAUCUUGGCAUUAAGCGAAACUCUAAGGUGAAAUAUGUCAAGGCAGAUGUGUUCCGUAAGCACGAGAAAAUUAGGGACCAGCUUUUCGAAGAAAAGAUAUCUGAGUUGGUACAUCGGACUGAGAACAGGCAAGAAGAAAAAACAACUUCAUUUUUUAAUGAUGGCAAUUUGAACUUCCAGCACACUCCUAUUGAUGAUCCAUGUGAGGUUGGAGGCUUAGUUGAAGACUCUGGGGAAGUAACUCCACAUGAUAACAACGAAUUUGUCAUAGCCCAGGAUUACGGAAGUUUUGACGAUGGUGAAAACCUCGACUCCCAAUACUCCUCAAUGCUAGGAGAGAGUAUAUCAGGAGAAUUUAACUUAGAAGUUGUGGGUAGUAAGAUCGACCUUCCUAAGGUAGACACAUUAGCCAACAUCGAUGAAGAUGCCAGUAAGCCAAGCGGACCAUGCCAAUUGGGCUCUAAGAUAACUUUCGGGGAGCCCUCUGGUGAGGUUUUUGGCUUAACUUUUGACAACAAUUGUAAUGGGAUCUUCUGUAAUGAUGGGAACAAUGAGUUUCUACCUAUUAAUACACUUCAAACAGAUAACUAA